CAACGUCCUUUGCUUUUGAGCCCGAGCAUCGGGCAGUCUACACCUGCGGAUAUUUCGCCCGCGAGAACACAGCUCUCGAAGACCACCUCUUACACGCGUGUACUCACUUCCAGGGCCCAGCUGAUGGCGUGGCGCGCCGCGGCGAGCGGCAGCAGGCCGCGCAGACAGGCUGCAGAGGCAGCGGCGGCAGCGGUUGCCCCAAGGCCCAAGCUCGCGCGUGGGGAGCAGAAGAAGGGCACUGGCAGAGGAGCUGGCUCAGGCGACACAUCCUUCGAGGCGGAGAUCACGAUGAUGCAGAUGAUGCGCCAGCUGCCAGGCAGCCUGUGGGACUUCUCCCUGGUCCCAGGAGGCCACCUUGCUGUGGGCGCGGCCGUGGAGGCAGCCACGACAUACGCGGAACGCCGCAAGGAGAAGGGCGGCAAGACCAUGGGGCCGCCGCACCUGCACGUGGGAGUGGACUUCUUCGUGGAGAUGGGCCAGGACGACAAGGCGGAGGGAGAGCACAAAGUCAUCCUGACGGACUUCCGAUACUUCAUCGACGUCAUAGCCUUCGCAGAGCACGCGUGCCAGUUCGUCGGGGGGUUGUCGUUGUCUCUCAUCGACGUCAUAGACAUGCAGAAUUUCGGGGACAUUCUGAGCUACUGCAAUGUCAAGAAGGCCUACGCGGAGCAGGGGCAGCCAGAGCGCUGGAAGCUGCACCUGAUGUUCAACAGCUUAGCCAGCAGCCCUGAGGCCAAGCACAGGGAGGACCAUAUCAAUGCAAUCCGCGAAGGAUACCCGGAACUUCCCAUCAAGCUCCAGCAGGGCACUCAGAUCGCGGACAUCAGGAGGGCCGUCGUCGACGCGCUGCGGGCAGCAGGAGCGCAGCAGAUCUUCGGAGCGCCCCCGCCGUCAGGCCUGAAGAGGCAGAUCCAAGCCGCCCUCAGAGCCAGGCAGCAGCUGCCGGAGGGAUAG
Molecule: messenger RNA, 954 nt
Organism: Prorocentrum cordatum
Lineage: Eukaryota; Dinophyceae; Prorocentrales; Prorocentraceae
Source: the annotation of a GenBank genome assembly